CUUGGCGGAUCCAACGAGACAUCCAAAACAAAGAUCUACAAUUUUGUUUAAUUACAUUAUAUUUUUCUUUUUCUUUUUAAUUUCCUUUUUAAAAAAAUAAAUAAAAGAUUGUUUCCUGAUUCCUCCAUCGUGUCACCUAAUCCCAUUUCUCUUCUUCUUCUUCACUGAGCUCUACAGCGAACAGAGCAAAUUCUUUAAUCCUUCUCUCUCUCUCUCUCUCUCUCUCUCUCUCUCUCUCUCUCUCUCGCGUUUUGGUUUUUCAGGUCAAGAAGCUUUCUCCAAGAUAAAACAGAACAAAAACAAUGGCAGCAGCAACAGCAACAUCAGCUUCUUUGUUUUCUAUUGGAUCUUCUUACUCCUCUAAAGCCAGCUCCUUUACACCACAGUCUAGGGCACAAGCUGUGAACUUUAACUCAGUCCCUAGUUUCACCGGUCUUAGAUCAACCUCACUCAUCUCUGGAUCUGAUUCUUCUUCUUCCUUGACCAAGACUCUUCGCGGUUCUGUAACCAAAGCUCAAACCUCUGACAAGAAGCCUUACGGAUUCAAGAUCAAUGCUUCUUACAAAGUAGCUGUUCUUGGUGCUGCUGGUGGUAUUGGUCAGCCUUUGUCACUACUCAUCAAGAUGUCUCCGUUGGUAUCUACCCUUCAUCUUUACGAUAUCGCUAAUGUUAAAGGUGUUGCUGCUGAUUUGAGUCACUGUAAUACUCCUUCUCAAGUUCGUGAUUUCACUGGUCCUUCUGAGUUAGCUGAUUGUUUGAAAGAUGUCAACGUUGUGGUUAUCCCUGCUGGUGUACCUAGGAAACCUGGUAUGACCCGUGAUGAUCUUUUCAACAUCAAUGCUGGUAUUGUGAAAUCUCUGGUUGAGGCUGUUGCUGAUAACUGUCCUAAUGCUUUCAUCCAUAUUAUUAGUAACCCUGUUAACUCUACUGUACCCAUUGCUGCUGAAGUCUUGAAAAAGAAAGGUGUUUAUGAUCCUAAGAAACUCUUUGGUGUCACUACCUUGGAUGUUGUGAGGGCUAACACUUUUGUUUCUCAGAAAAAGAACCUUAAGCUUAUAGAUGUGGAUGUUCCUGUUAUCGGUGGACAUGCUGGAAUCACCAUUUUGCCUCUUCUUUCAAAAACCAAGCCCUCUGCCAACUUUACCGAUGAAGAAAUCCAGCAGCUGACUGUUAGGAUUCAGAACGCUGGAACUGAGGUCGUGGAUGCUAAGGCAGGUGCAGGUUCGGCUACUUUGUCAAUGGCAUAUGCUGCUGCAAGAUUUGUUGAGUCGUCUCUCCGUGCUCUUGAUGGAGACGGGGAUGUCUACGAGUGUUCGUAUGUGGAGUCGACUCUUACUGAUCUUCCUUUCUUUGCAUCACGUAUCAAGCUUGGGAAGAAUGGACUUGAAGCUGUGAUUGAGUCAGACCUUCAGGGAUUGACUGAGUACGAGCAGAAAGCACUAGAAGCUCUUAAACCAGAACUGAAAGCUAGCAUUGAGAAGGGUGUCGCAUUUGCAAACAAACCAGCUGCCGCUGCAGCUAACUAGAUCUGUUGUGAUUUCAUUGGAAACAAAAAAGAAAACAUUCUUCAAAGAAGUUGAUAAAACAUUGGUCUUCUGAUCAUUUCGAGUUUUGUUUUGUUUUUCAUAUUUCUUGCAUCGGCGAGACAUUUUCUUGUUGUAGAAUAAAGAAUGUAUUAGCUUCAUUUUGAGGACUUUGAUACAUGGCACUGAAGCAGAUUUUUAUGAA
Messenger RNA from Camelina sativa (false flax), 1728 nucleotides. Its product is annotated as malate dehydrogenase, chloroplastic. Gene Ontology annotation, biological process: tricarboxylic acid cycle; malate metabolic process. The record is from RefSeq and is a predicted model, not a curated record. Gene Ontology annotation, cellular component: cytoplasm; mitochondrion. Gene Ontology annotation, molecular function: L-malate dehydrogenase (NAD+) activity. NCBI's taxonomy places the organism in Eukaryota, Viridiplantae, Streptophyta, Magnoliopsida, Brassicales, Brassicaceae.